Molecule: messenger RNA, 1032 nt
Organism: Aplosporella prunicola CBS 121167
Lineage: Eukaryota; Fungi; Ascomycota; Dothideomycetes; Botryosphaeriales; Aplosporellaceae
Exons: 2
Coding region: 1-1032 (343 amino acids)
Source: RefSeq, a predicted model, not a curated record
AUGCCUCUUUCCACCAAGUCCCUGGCUGGUCCGGGCUACAUCAUUCUCAAUGUCAUCCGUGGCAUGAACAUCGUCGGCCUGCUGGCCGUCACGACCGCCAGCAUCGUCAUGCUCGUCAAGACCUUUAUCGUGUCCAAGUUUUUCUUCUUCGACGCAUGCAGUCACGUUAUCACUGCUCUGAUCAGCUUGUUCCUCGUCGCCUCUGAGACGCCGCUCUUCAGGACUUACUUUGACCGCUGCUGGCCUCUCCUAAGUCCCAAGCAUGGCUUCGUCACCCUGGGAUUCGGGAUGAUUGUUCUCGGAAUCAACAUCCUCGGCAAUCUGAACAAGGAAGCCACCAGUGCAGAAUCUUUGGGUCUGCCCAUGUGGCGCAUCGUGAUCGCGUCUGGCAUCGUUAUCCUUGUCCUGGGCUUCGUCAACAUGGUCAUCAGCUACGUUUUCCGUGACCCCAACCUCGGUCUCACUGCCCGUAUGGUCCGCCACAAGGGUGCCGUUGCUGUUUCCGAUGCCGAGAACCAGCAGUUUGACAUUGCCGAGAAGGCGCUCAGCAACCAGUCUUCCAUUGCCAGCAUGUCGAUUCAUCAGCAACCUUUCCAGCCUCCGUACACCCCCGCCGAUAGGUCGCCGCACAGGUUCAACCCAACUAGCGCUUGGCACCGCGCCCGCGACUCCAUCCUGCCGUCUUACCGUAGCCUCCACAGCAACCAGUCUCCCAUGAAGUCGACUAAGACCACGCACUCGGACUACCGGCCGCAAGUCUCAAGGCAAUCUUCCACGAGGUCGCAGGUGGACAACCGUCCGGGGUUGUCGAGGGAGUCCUCCAGGAAGUCGCACCGCAGCCACAGGAGCAGAGAUAGCGUCGGCCCCCGUAUUCCCAUCAACGUCUCCUCCCCGUCGGACACCAGCAACUCGCAGUUCGCGCAGCUCCAGCGACCAGACCCGGCGCGCCACCCUAGCGAGCGCAAGGGCGGUAACCCGUACGAGCUUGGAUCCGACUUUUGGUCCGAGGCUGGUACCGAUGCUGGCAGGUGA